Messenger RNA from Daldinia decipiens, 1848 nucleotides. RefSeq lists its product as uncharacterized. Gene Ontology annotation, molecular function: protein binding. Lineage: Eukaryota; Fungi; Ascomycota; Sordariomycetes; Xylariales; Hypoxylaceae. The record is from RefSeq and is a predicted model, not a curated record. The transcript has 4 exons. Bases 246 to 1691 code for a protein of 481 amino acids.
CUGAGGUUACAUCCAUGUGACUUGAAGCUUGAUGGCGGGGCAGUUUAAAUGGAUUCCUACGAUACCUAGGUAGGUAGGUAUGUAUCUACCUAUUCUUAGCUGAGAUGUCUAAUGUAUCUUUCGGGGGGGUAACUAGCAUUUUAACCUCAAACUCCGGAUAUUCCCAUGCCUAGUCUUAUGUUGGUCCUUGAUAAUAUUCUGCUUCCUAACAUUCAUUCUUGUGUCGAACCCCUAUUCAACUUACAAUGCCGGCUAUUACAGACCUUCCCACGGAGUUACUCCAGCUUAUCGCUGGAAGAUGCACGGCCCUAGACAUUUUGGCGCUCAGUCGGACAUGUCGAAUUCUUAACGACGCAUGUAACGCUGCUGCCGUCUUCCGAAUGUCGUUCCAGCUUUAUCUUCCAAAACUUACCUCCGCCACCUUCGAGAGUAAGGCCGCAUUGGUGCGUUUUAUGGAUGGCUACGUUGAUGGUCCCAACAAGCCUUGUCAGCGCAAUGAAGGCCCAAGGAUGACAUGGCUUUGUCUCGCCAUGGCUGUAGCCCGACUUCCAGGUGUCAAGGCGGAUUUGGAAAGAUUAGCAGAGCCAAUAGCAUCAACUGUUAAGAUUCGCGGGAAUCUCACACUGACUAUGAGAAGACCGCCGCAACUAAGCGAAGACACGAAAGCAUCUCUCCAAGGUCUAAUAGCUUUGCUUUCUACGUUACCUAUCUGGGGGUAUACAACGGCCUGCAAUUCUGGUAUCUCUGCUAUACUUGACAAUUUAUGUCCCAGUCUCUUUUCUCUAUCUCCAGACUUGAACACUAUCAGAAUUGAUCAGUGUAUCGGCGGCGAGAAUCCCCUACAGUUCGCUUUCUGCUUGGCUUUAAGUAAACUCGAAACGUGGUGCCAGUCUAGAGCACACCGUUCAACUAUCGAGCUUCCAGUAACGAAUAGCUACCUCACAAUUAUCAAGAAAAUAUACGACGGCAACACACUAUAUCAAGGAUACGACAAAUUCCAAAAUUCGUGGAUAGGUAGGCAGACACAUACGCUCCUUCUAAUAGAACUAGUUGCGCGAAACAUUUACUAUACAUCACAAGAGGUCCCAAAUCCAAGAAACAUUGAAUUCUUUGGUUCCUGGUAUUUCGAAAGCAGCCAAGAAGAUGACGCUGAACAUGGUACGUGGAUGGGAGCUACGUCUCUACGAGCACGAUUCCCACUUCCUACGCCCAGUCUUGUGACUAUCGGAGGGAAGAAAGGGCGUUAUUUCUAUCCCUUCGCCGGUGAUGGAUGGUGGUCGUGGUAUACCACACGAGUGCGCGACCUGGCAAGGGAAGUCGAGGGAGAAUGGUGUGGAACCUUCGUAUACAGCCUACUCCCGGGAGCUCGCGUCGGCCCUCCCAUUAUAAUAUCCUUUUACAAGACUAACAUCGACGGCGAUACAUACUCACUAGAGGCAUCUGAUGGGAUAGACGAUAUCGGCCCAUUUUCUUUGCACGGCGAAGUGAAUGCUUCGCCCGUGGCGUGCACUGUUCGCUUACGGAUGCAAUACUCAUCAAUGACGAUUGAAUGGCAAGGCUUAGUUACACCGCUGGGUGUUUGUGGUGGUUGCUAUAUACCUGAACCUCAGAUGUCGGCAUCGCGCGCCAUUGGAUAUUUCUGGCUCUGGAAAAAAGAAUGGCUGGGCGAAACGGGUAAUACAUGUAAUUGAGGGGGCAACGCUUAUUUCUUACUUCAAUGUUGCCAUGCAAAUGCAUACCUUAUAUUAUGUUAGUCUAUUAUAGCCUGUAUUUAUAUGUACCUGGUUAGGUAGUUACUUGCUUUAUCUAAAGAAGGCAUUCAGAACUUAGUUAAUCCGUACACUAUCA